GCCGGUGUGUAUGGAGCGUCCCCGUGUCCCAGUGUCAGUGGGAUUAUGGCCCGGGAUCGCACGGAGAGCCGGUUCUGGGAGGUCCUGGCUCGGUGCGGAGGCCCCCAGCGGGUGCUGCUGGUCGGGGAGCUGUGGGAGCGGGCGGAGAGCCGGGCGGCGCUGGAGGGCUUCCUGCGGGCGCUGUUCCCGGACCAGUCCCAGGAUGCGGUGGCCGACCGGCCGGCUCGGUUCUCCCUCGUGUUCUUCCUGUGCCGGGCUGAGUCUCUCCGGCUGCGGGAGGCCCGGGGGCAGCUGCGGGAGAUCCUGCGGGAUGUGAAGGAGCGGACUCCGGGGGGCGGAGCCAUCAUUGGGGUCAUCAUACCGCCCGACAGCCCGGCCACGGACAGCGACACCCCCGGGCACAGCAUGGACUCCGCUCCCGGGGAGACCCAGCCGGAGGGACCGGGGCACAGCCUGGACUCCGCUCCCGGAGAGCUGCCCGCCAUGCUGGACCUCCUGCAGUCCGUGUUCCCGCCGGGCAAGGGCCGCUGGCCGGAGGUCCGAGCUGCAGUCCUGCUCCCGGGGAAGGAGGAGAGCCGGAGGGAGGUGCAGAGAGCGGCCUGCGAGGCUCUGACAGCGGCAGAUCUACAGAGAAAUCAGAAGAAAGAGUCUUUUCUUCCGUGCUUCUUCUCAUGUAGACGCAGGAGGAGGAGGAGGAGGAGAGACCCCGUGCUGAAAGAUAAUCCAGAAGAAGGAACUGCACUAACUGUUCUAAACCAUUCCAAUGGAGACUAUGCCAAGAGUACCUCUGAUGCUUAAUUCCUGAAUGAAAGUCUCCAAUGUAACUUUUAUCGAAGGAGAUUGGACAUAAGAUAUUUUAAGCUUGGGGUUAUGACCUCUCAACUAUUAGACGGAUGAGCAGACAUUUAUGAAGCCUCAGAUUGUCGAUAAUCUGUUUCUGUAAACUAAUAUCCUUUAGAAAUAUCAGGCCAAAAAGUUGUUGGUUACAUCCUAUCUUUGACGUGAAGGAGAGAAACUGGAUUACAAGCCUGAAUCUGCUUGUAAAAGUGGACCUUGUGACUUAAACCUCUCAGAAUGAGAUUAACUCUUGCAUUUCGUGCCUUACUAUAUAGUUUAUAAAACUAGACUGAAAUGUUUUAUUGUAUUAUAGCUGCUAAAAGUAGACAAUGCACAGGUUGUGUUCGCUGAUUAUCUGUUAAUUGUAAUGCAGUUUUCUAACGUGUCAUAGGUGUGAUCUGGUGUCUUCAAGACAUAUGUUCAAGAUAAUUUAAGACAAUAAUACUAUUUAUAUUAACCAAGAUAA
Pelobates fuscus (common spadefoot toad) is the source of this 1303-nucleotide messenger RNA. It is a transcript of the gene C2H2orf72, whose product is annotated as chromosome 2 C2orf72 homolog. The record is from RefSeq and is a predicted model, not a curated record. Lineage: Eukaryota; Metazoa; Chordata; Amphibia; Anura; Pelobatidae. The transcript is spliced from 3 exons. The coding region runs from base 46 to 798 and encodes 250 amino acids.